AUAUAAAUGAUCGUGACUGUGGUUUAAAAAAUUGAGAUCACAUGGUGAAAUAUUAAGCGAACAUUUUGAAAUAUUAAGAAUAUAAACAAAACUGAAUACGGCGUAAUGCAGAAUCAUUUAGUGGGAUUAUAUGAUGGAAUACAAUACGAACUUAUAUAUACAUGUUUGUAAUUUAAUUAUGAUUUCUGCUUUAAGUAAUGAUUAAUCGAUUUGCUAAACAAUGACCUUAAAUUUGCGAAAUCAAAGGACUGCAACGUGUCGUGAAGUUUAAUCAAUGUGCAAUGUUUCAAUUAAGCGUGAUUUUAAUGUAAGAUAUGUGAUUAAUACUAACGUUAAGAUAUUCAGAAUUGGAAGAUGAUUUGUGUUUAAAGAUUUGAAGAGGAAAUUUUGAGUGCAAAAGAUUGACUAGUUCCCAAGUAGACUUGGCGGAUGGAACUUCCAGAAUGAUAAUGGGAAGAAAGGGAAUCCGGCUGUGCUUCACAAGUAUCAUAAUAAUUGGAGCUAUGGUUAUCUUUGGUCAGCUGAAUGGUAUGCCUAGAAUGACAUUGGUGAAUAAUUUGCAACUGUCGCUGUUGGAGUACAAAGCCCGAGUAAAUGUGGAACCCACGACCACGCCCAGAAAGCGCGGACCAUCCAAAGUACUAAUCCUGACCUACAUGCGGUCCGGCUCGAGUCUCACAGGAGACAUACUCCAGCAAAGCCCCGGGGCGUUCUAUGUGUACGAACCUAUCCAUAACAUCCGGUGGCAUGACAAAACAGAGAAUUGGACAUAUCCUGAUGCCCCUACUAAGCUCGUAACACCAGAAACUAUUCACAAGGAGCGAGUGGACGUGCUAUACCGGCUGCUUACUUGUGAUCUCAUGAACGUUCCAGACAGGGUCCUAGAGGACGGUUUCCUAGGUAGAGGUUUCUUAACAAAGGAACUACAACCUUGUGUGAAGGCUGCCAAACAAAACCACAACAAGACGGAAGGUACAAGGGCUUGCAUACAGGACCUUCAGAACGCAUGUCAAGCGUCGCCUCUACGUGUGCUGAAGACGAUUAGGUUUAGCAUGGAACAGGCGAGAAACCUUUCCGUGUUGAUACCGGAUCUGAAAAUCAUACACCUUGUACGUGACCCCAGGGCAACACUUAAAUCACAAAAUUAUCUAGGGGAGUGUAACGGGGUUGCAAGACAGCAGUGUGUGGAGAGAUUCUGUGCCCUGGUUGAAGACGAUAUUGUUAAAGCAGAUUUGAUCUCGAAGUCCGACCGGAAUAGAAUUUUUACUCUGAAAUAUGAAAGAUUAGCUAAGAGCCCUAUACAGGUAUCUAAAGAACUGUAUGAAUUUGUCGAUGGAUCAUUUACCAAGCAGGUAGAGGAGUAUAUUUUUAAUAUCACGUCAGCAGGUCGCAAAGAUGACUGCAUUAUAUGCACCACAAGGGGAAAUUCUACAAAACUUGUUAACGAGUGGAAGAAGACAAUGAAUAAAGACUUCGUUAAAGAAAUUCAAAACAGAUGUAACUACCUCUUAAAAAGAUUCCGUUAUGAAAUCAUUUCAUUGUAGGUUUAUAUAGUUUAACAGUUUAAUAAUUUUAAUACAUGCAUGUGUAUGUACAUUACAGAAUGAUGAAACCACAUUAAUCCGAUUAUGCCCAGAACUAUUAAUAACCAGAUCUUAUUUUUCUUUAGUUUUACAAUCUCCCUAGAGCAUGGUAUUGCCUACGAUGUUGUAUCAAAUCAGAAUAAAGCAAAGCACAGUGUGUAAGUUGAACUAUCCAUGUAUACAGAUACAGUACCAGAAACAUUGCUUAAAUAUACUUGUUUUAUAAUUUACUUGUUCGCCAGGCCCCAAUUUCUCGAAACAUCUGAAGCUCAAGCUGCACUCUCACAACUUUACCGUUCUGACAACUUUUUAUCGUUUGUCCUUACAAGUGUAUCACUGCUGAAAAAUCGAUCGCAGUUGUCAAAACGGUUAAUCUGUGAGAGUGCAGCUUUAACAGGCUUACGAAGCUUAUUUCACUUAGCCAAAACAUACACUUCAAAAUGAAAAAGUGUUGAUUGCAAUUAUUUCCAUUUAAGUCUUAUAUCUUUAAGAAAAAGAAAAUAUCACCAAAAUUAUAGGGAAACAAUAAUAAUGAGAUUAGCUUAAUCCUGUUAUAAGAGAAGUUUCGAGAAAUUGGGGCCAGUGGCACAAAUGAAUAAGCCAUAACACAUUUUCAUGGACUAUAUCAUUUUCUAAGUUUGAAUGUAUAUGAAUUAGUAGAACAUUAAUUUCCGCUUGAAUGUAGCGUAAUAUCCGCUAGGUGGCGGACAAUAGAAGGUUUCGUGCACGAGGAAUUAAGUGUAACUGUCAUUCAGCUUUGGGCAGUCGACGUGUUAACUUCAAUAACUUUUCUUUUUAUCAAAGUUUGAAUUUUUUGUGUUGAAAGUUACUAAUGGAUUGGUAAAAAUACGUGUUUAAUAUGAACAUAAGUUAUCAAAUAUAUUAUAUUAUAUUAUGUUAAUAUGAUUAAGAAAAGCAAAAUAAUCAUGUUUAAUUCAGUUUGAAUAUAUCAUUGUGUAUGAUUUUAUGUGUACAUGUACAGUUGGUUGCCCAAGUGCUUAAUCCAGUAUUAAAUCUGAAAUGCUUGAAAUGA
This is a messenger RNA of Mya arenaria, 2616 nucleotides long. RefSeq names its product carbohydrate sulfotransferase 3-like. Gene Ontology annotation, molecular function: N-acetylglucosamine 6-O-sulfotransferase activity. The transcript is spliced from 6 exons. The record is from RefSeq and is a predicted model, not a curated record. Gene Ontology annotation, biological process: sulfur compound metabolic process; N-acetylglucosamine metabolic process. Bases 444 to 1544 code for a protein of 366 amino acids. Lineage: Eukaryota; Metazoa; Mollusca; Bivalvia; Myida; Myidae.